Porites lobata is the source of this 338-nucleotide messenger RNA. Lineage: Eukaryota; Metazoa; Cnidaria; Anthozoa; Scleractinia; Poritidae. The record is from the annotation of a GenBank genome assembly.
AAGAGCUGUUACGGAACAAUACAAAUAAUAAGAAAACUUAAGAACUUUGCUGGUUAUAGGCUCAGAAAGCACUUAGUGGAGUUACUGGUGCUGUCAAAACUUGACUAUUGUGACACUGUCUAUUACCCUUUGCCGGAAUUUCAACUAAAACGUUUACAACGUGUCCAGCUAUUAGCUGCUAGUUUUGUCCUGAAUAGGUAUGUAAAUGACAUUAACGAUAUUGUUAAGAUAGCAUGGUUACCAGUAAGACAGCGAAAAGAUUUCCACGUUCUCAAACUCGUUCACCAGGCUUUGUACUUCCCCAGCUGGCCGUCUUACGUACCACUAGAUACUGUUAA